This is a messenger RNA of Aspergillus fischeri NRRL 181, 720 nucleotides long. It is a transcript of the gene erg2, whose product is annotated as C-8 sterol isomerase ERG2. Gene Ontology annotation, cellular component: endoplasmic reticulum. The transcript is spliced from 3 exons. Gene Ontology annotation, biological process: ergosterol biosynthetic process. Bases 1 to 720 code for a protein of 239 amino acids. The record is from RefSeq and is a predicted model, not a curated record. NCBI's taxonomy places the organism in Eukaryota, Fungi, Ascomycota, Eurotiomycetes, Eurotiales, Aspergillaceae.
AUGCCCUCUAAAUCCUCCUCCCCACAGUCAAAUUCCGCCCGCAAGAACUCCUGCGGUUGCUGCUGCUUCUCCGUGCGCAAACUCGGUUUCCUCGCGGUCUUCGUGGCCAUCUUCGCUGCGCUGUACAGCUACCUCGAUGCUCGUCUUGAGCAAUUCUACAUCUUCAAUCCCGAACAACUGCACGAUCUCUCCCAGCGCGCCGUCCAGGCUCAUGGCAACGACACCCGUGCGAUGGUCGACUUCAUCGUCGCCGAGCUGGACCAGAAGAUCCCCGGAAACCACUUGAACAAGAACGAGGAAUGGAUUUUCAACAAUGCUGGCGGUGCUAUGGGUGCCAUGUACAUCAUUCAUGCUAGUAUCACCGAAUACUUGAUCAUCUUCGGCACCGCGAUUGGCACCGAGGGCCACACCGGCCGCCACACCGCCGAUGACUACUUCAACAUCCUUCAGGGAACCCAGGUCGCUUUCGUUCCCGGCACUUUCGAGCCCGAGGUCUACCCCCCUGGCACCGUCCACCACCUCCGCCGCGGCGAGGUCAAGCAAUACAAGAUGGAGCAGUCCUGCUUUGCCCUCGAGUACGCCCGUGGUUGGAUCCCUCCCAUGCUUUUCUUCGGUUACGCCGAUACUUUCUCCAGCACCCUUGACUUCCCUACCCUGUGGGCCACGACGAGAGUCACAGGUCGCGAAAUGAUCACGAAUCUGCUGCGCCGGAAGGUUUAA